AUGACGUGCGUGAUAAUCAUCGGCCCGUUGGGUGGAACCGGAAUCACGAAAGAUGACAAAUUGGCCGAGACCAAGACCGGCCCCGAUGGUGCCUUCGAACUGUUUGGCGUUUCCAACGAAAACUUGAAAAUCACCGCCAAAUUUAACCUCUACCAUCAAUGCGGAAUGACGGUCCCGGUGUGCUACUACAAAUUGAGCUACACCGUGCCAUCCACUCACAUCUUCAGCGGAUCGAAGGCGAAAACGUUUUACAACGCUGGUACGAUCGAGCUGGCCCAUCAGAAGCAGGAACGCGAUUGCCUCAAC
Messenger RNA from Mesorhabditis spiculigera, 306 nucleotides. The record is from the annotation of a GenBank genome assembly. NCBI's taxonomy places the organism in Eukaryota, Metazoa, Nematoda, Chromadorea, Rhabditida, Rhabditidae.